AUGUCAGAACCGCGCCCCUCGCUCAAACUCACCUUCGGCAAGAAGAAACAGCCAGAGGAAACGCCAUCCCAACCAACGCCUCCGCCUCCUCAACCAACAUCAGAGACACCUCAGCGAAAGAUCACGCUAAAGAUAGCGCGCAAGCCGACUGAAGAUGAAGCCGACGCGAAGCCCAAAAAGAAGAAACCGUCAUCCUCCAAGAAACGUCCGGCAGAUGAGCCUGCCCUCAAGGAACCCUCGGCAGCCGCGCCGCCAUCCCAACCAACAGGUCCCAAACGAUUGAAGUUGAACGCAUCGAAGAAACCCGGCGUGCAGUCUAUCCGAAUCAAGAACAAGGGCCUGGUCCCUAAUCGCCCUGUUGGCGUUGGCUACGACUCGGAGGCGUCAGACACAGAAAUCGACCCUGCGAUCGAAGAACAGUUCAUUCUACGCAUGCUCCCGGGUGAAGAUUGUGAUUAUCUUCGCAACGCCAUCGAGAAUAGGCUCUUCAACAAAUCGGAAUUCUCGUUCAAACCGCUGACCCGCGAAGGGCGACGCGCAAUUUUCAGGGUCCGCGACAAGCAGUAUGCGGCCGCACUGGUGGACCUACCCUGUAUCAUCGAGGGCAUGAAGAGCUGGGACCGGCGGGGAUGGUACAAAUCGGCCGAUAUUUGUCAGAUGCUUCUCGUUUUAGGACCGGUUUCCAACGAGCGGGAGGCUCUCGAGUACCCUCUCCCUUCCGAAGUCGAAUACCUGGAUGACAAGACUUUGCGGUAUGCCCACGGCUUGACGCCUCCGCUACGAUGGGUGAGAAAGCGACGGUUUCGCGAACGCAUCAGCCACCGAACGAUCGAGCAAGUUGAAAAAGCUGUCGAGGAUCUUGUUGCGCAGGAUGAGGCAUCUCUAGGUCCGCCGCGCUAUGAGUUGAUUGACCGUGCAGCGCUGAACCGGGCCGAAGGUCUUGUGCAGACCGGUGAAUACGGAGAGGAAGAAGAAGAGUAUGACGACGAGCAGGAUGCCGAGGGUGAACUGGAGGCCGUGGAUGAGAUGUUUGAAGACUUUGAGGACAGUCUCGCCGCCGAAAUGGAGGCAGCGCUGGCUGCUGGAGUAGAUGGCGAAGCCACAGAGAACGCAGCAGCCCCGGCUCCUGUGGAUUCUGGGGUUUACCAAGCUGGCACGCCUACCGCGACGAAACCCUCGACUCCUGCCGCCGACACUUCCGGCGACGAGAGUGAUGAUUCUGAGGGAGAAGAGCGCCGAGAAGCCGAAGAGGAUCUCGAUGAUGAGCAGUUAGAGCAGCAGCGCCAAAUGCAGCAACAGCGAGAAGAGAUUGCGGAACUGGAGGCGCUGAUCCGGGCCGAAACUGGACGGUGGGAGAAGAUGCAGAACCGCAUUCUGAAGAACAAGUUGGCCGAACGGAUUCAGCAUCUGCGACGCGAUUUAUCUCUGAAAAAGGUGUCCAUCGGCGAGGGAGACGAUGCCGAUGUUUAA
Molecule: messenger RNA, 1470 nt
Organism: Aspergillus terreus NIH2624
Lineage: Eukaryota; Fungi; Ascomycota; Eurotiomycetes; Eurotiales; Aspergillaceae
Product: transcription initiation factor TFIID subunit 7 family protein
Exons: 1
Coding region: 1-1470 (489 amino acids)
Biological process (GO): RNA polymerase II preinitiation complex assembly; transcription initiation at RNA polymerase II promoter
Cellular component (GO): transcription factor TFIID complex
Molecular function (GO): RNA polymerase II general transcription initiation factor activity
Source: RefSeq, a predicted model, not a curated record